GUUGUGAACGCCGCCGAGAUACCGGGAAAUCGUCGGUCGCGCCGUCGCUGUUACCCCGAACUAUCGCAGUCCGUCAGGUGUCGUCAGACUGUUCGUGCGUUCCGUGCCGGUCGGUUGUUUUCUCUUUCUCGUCGUAUAUGCGAAGUCUUACGAUCACGCGCACCAGUUUACGUAAAAACCCGAGUGACGAAACGUUUUCUCGUAUUAUUUCGCGAAUCGCUUUUGUUACGAUAACAUAGUACUGUACCGCGGUGUUCGAACAGAAUAAAAACGACCAAAUACACAGAUUUCCAGUCAGACGCCCCAACAAUAUUUACGUUGUCUUAUACGAACAGGUCGUACAUAAUGGGCUUGAGAAUAGCUUAAGUACUUUACUGUGUUCGUUAUGAAGUCAAAUUCGUGGGAAUUAAUAUUGGUAGUAGUGGCUUGUCUAGUGUGCAGUACCACUAGCCAUGUCGCCCUUACGUUUCCUCCGGCCCGAACCUACGACCUCGACUUCCUGGAUACAAGCAGAACGCCCGGCCCUUGUGGUAUGCCUAAAGGCUCAGUCAAGACUUCGUUGAUGUCUGGUUCGUCGUUUAACAUCACAUGGCACCUGGCGUAUCCUCACCGGGGAGGAAUCAAACUUCAAGUACUAGACAAUUACCAGAGGCCAGUAUUGGAUUUAACUCCAGUCACGAAAGAUUCUGAUUUUUUGAGAACCGACGCAACAGCUCAAUCGUACGUUGUUCAGUUACCGGGAGAUUUCGUUUGUGAAGAUUGUACCAUUAGAUUACUCAGAGAAGCAUUAGAAUGGGGCAAUAGCUACAGGUUUUGGUCAUGCGCUGAUGUCGAUAUCAAAAACAAAAAAAAUUACCGAGAAGAUUGCAGUGGCAAAGGCCGUUACUUGUUAUCGAAGUGCCGGUGUGACAAACUGUAUUACGGUUCUCGAUGUCAAUAUAAAGAUGAAUGCGUUGAAGACAGCGAUUGUGGUGAUCAAGGCAGGUGUAUAGAUGUCCACGCAACGUCCGCUCCCAGGAAACAAUGUUAUUGCGAGCCCGGAUGGUUUGGACCAGCGUGCACUAAACGAUCAUCAUUGAAAUCAAAUGAAAUUGAUUUGAGCAAUCACAGAUUCAGAGAACUUUCAAAGGACUUUCAUUUAUAUUGGAAAAUAUUCAAAGAAGAAGGCGAAAUUGAAGUUGUGUUAAGAGCGAACAGUACCAGUUACUUAGGGCUAGGUUGGCGACCAAAAGAUUUGACUGCUGAGUGUAAGAAUUUCCCAGCAUUAGCAGACUUGCCGGGAGCAAAAGCUGUAGCAGCAAUACCCAAACCCGAACCAGAACCAGAACCAAAAAGCGAACCUGAACCCAAAAGUGAACCUGAACCCAAAAGUGAACCAGAACCUAAAAGUGAACCAGAGCCAAAGAGUGAACCUGAACCUAAGAGCGAACCGGAACCGAAGAGUGAGCCGGAACCGAAGAGCGAGCCGGAACCUAAAAGUGAACCUGAACCUAAAAGCGAACCAGAGCCAAAGAGUGAACCUGAACCUAAGAGCGAACCGGAACCGAAGAGUGAGCCGGAACCGAAGAGCGAGCCAGAACCGAAGAGCGAGCCGGAACCUAAAAGUGAACCUGAACCUAAAAGCGAACCAGAGCCAAAGAGUGAACCUGAACCAAAAACUGAACCAGAACCAAAGAGUGAACCAAAACCAACGUCAGGACCGAAAUCAAGUAGUAAACCUGAACCAGAACCCGAGCCCACGACAAGCGCAGAACCUUCACCGGAACCUACUACUUUGUCAACAACAACCAUUGCUAGUUCCACUCGGCCUAAACCAUCAUUUUUCCGAACCAGAGGUCGGCUUCAAAAACCAAAGCCUACCGAUGAACCGGAAGCUGCAGUAUCAACUGCUACUGCACCUUUAAGAUCAAAUGGAAGACCUGUAUUUGCUCAAUUACGAAAUACUAGAUCUGCAUCAACCCCAAAUGAACCUCAACCAGAAUCAGAACCAGAACCAAGGCUAAAAGUUCAGGAAGGCCAUAAUCAUCACGAUCACUCUUCACAUGAACAUGAUCACAACCACGAUCACUCUUUACAUGAACACGAUCACAACCACGAUCAUCACCAUCAUACUCACGACCAUACUCAUGAACAUCAACACGAAGCUCCCACAAAAAAAGAACUGAAACUCAAUACGUACACUCCAAAAGAUUUCAACGGGAUGGAUUGUACAGAUUUAGUGAUAGGAAGUGCUAGAGGAUCAUCUAGCAGAGUAUGGGAUUAUUACACAAGAGACAGAUCAACUCCGCGUAUGGACAGCUAUUGGGGUGGAAAGAAUGAUUUAAUCGCUGCAGUUGGAUUUGAAAAAGAUGGAGUAACAACUAUUGCUUUUAGAAAGAAACUUAAAGCCACCGAACCUUCUGAUCACUCUAUCGUAGAUGAAGUCAUGCACGUGAUUUGGGCUAAGGGUCAAGAACAGAAAAACUAUCAGCAUUCACCAAAAUCUGGCCUGGAAAAAGAUGUCGCUCAUGUAAAAGAUUUUUACAAGCAAGAUGAACUUAAAUAUCAUGGCCAUGGGUCUCAGCGUGGUGUGAUUUCUAUUAACUUUUUUGAUGAACCUGGACGACAGCAGCCAUCGACUGACGAUCAAGAUUCAACAAAAAACGCCGAUGAUUCAUUGAUCAAUCGCAAUAAACCGUCAGUCCAGCAGGUUUCCACUCCGGCGCCCAGCAACUGUUACGGUCAGUGGGCGACCCCAAAAGGCUGUAAUGUAACCGCUGGCCAGUGCGAGUACCACGUGGUAUGGACUUAUUCGUCGAAGACCGAUUACAUGCGAUUCACAAUCACCACCACACACACCAGUACUUGGACUGGUAUUGGAUUUUCCGACGACCACAAAAUGAGUCAAACAGACGCCAUAAUUGGAUGGGUGGAUAAAGCUGGAAGGCCGUUCCUUAUGGACACGUGGAUAAACGGGUAUACGGCUCCACUAUUGGAUGCUUCACAAGACUUAAGCAAUAUAACUGGUAACACCGCCGAAGGAUUAACGACGUUGAGCUUUAUGAGGAAACGAUCGACCGGUGAUACCAAGGAUAUGAUGUUUUCGGAUGAUAAGUGUUUGUAUUUAACGUUCAUCGUCAAAGGAGGGGGUUACAACCCGGUGAAUAAAAAAAUCAAAAAGCACGAAGUCUUGCCAAUGUUUUCCAACGAAAGAGUGUGCAUAAGACCUUGUGGUGCCGAAGAGGAUUGGGAAUUAGCCACUACCACAACCGCGCCAAAAGCGGCGUAUAAUGUUGCCAUUAAGUUGGUGAAAUUAGGUGAAAAUUUUGUUGUGCCCCCGGCUGGAAGUCCUGAUUUUGAUGCCUUAGCCAACACAGUCACCAGCGGUUUCAAAAAAACUUUAACUAAAUUGCCUGAGUUCUACAAGAUCAGCGUUGAUGAGUUUUCUCAGGAUAACGACAAUGUUGUCGCCAAAAUGAGUGUCGAGUUAGACGAGAGUGGCGGUGGAUCGCGCGGCCGUGCAUUGGGUACUGACGAGGGUGCCGAACAAUUGGAGCGCGUUUUAAGGAGUACCGUAAACAGCGGUCAUGUUGGCGCUCUAUCAUUGGAUCCUAAAUACUUUGUUUUUGAAGCAGCUCCAUUGUCCAGUACGAUUCCAUUAGAAGAAAACGUCAAUGAAAGUAUAUUAUUGUCCACGACAAAAUUAUGGAUCGUUAUAGGAUGCAUUUCCGCUUUGGUGUUUAUCGCCAUCGUUCAAGCCGGAUGCACAAUUUAUAAGACAGCUCGAAGACCUAGACCAAACCACAAGGAUCACGGUGGUGUGAAUUCCGCUUGGAAGGAUUAUUCGUCCGGCGGCGGCGGACCUAACACCAAUUACGCUUUCGACCAGUACGACGGCGACGAGAAACAAUCGCCCAGCUCGUUGAGCCACACUUCCACCAUACCGCUGACCACAAAGUUGGUGUCGCACAACGGCAGCGGCGGCGGUAACCAUUACGCCGAGUCGCGGUCGUUGCACAGGCCCGCCGCGACCGCGGCCGCGGCGGCCAACGGCGGCGCCGGCCGUCACAUGCACAGCCGCCCACCUCCGCCGCCCGCGCACCAACAGCAGCUGCUCCACCAGGACAGGGCCGCGGGCACUUACUCGCUGCCCAGGCCCACGCAACAGCCGCCCCACCACAACGGCGGUUAUUACACGCACAGGCCGCCAAACCGGACGGCGCAUCACGGGCCGCCGCACCAGCAGCAGUCCGCCGGCGGCGAUCAGCUUCAACCGGACUUUUACUUCAUGCCGUCGCAGAGGAAGUACUCCGGUGAGGUGGUCAGGGUGUACGUGGACUACAACACGAACCCCAGGAAAUGAACAGGAAGCCUCGCGCCCCUGUAUUUUAUAUACUUAUAGUAAUCGUUUUUGUAAAUAUAUAUCUGAAAAUUAUUUUUUCUACAUACAUUAUAAUAUACUUACUACACGCUCACACACGCAUACACGCGCACACUCACACGUACUCUUCGUUUAUUAUUCGCCAUAAUAUGUCUGUGUGUGUGUGUCUUUACGUUUAAAUUGCGCAACUUAAUAAUUAUUUUAAUAAAUAUUAUAUUAUUAACCUAACCUCUUUCGUUUUCGAGACGUUCGGUCGGAUUAUAUCAUAUUAUGACAUUUUAUAGUAUCACAAUCGUGUGCCAUUUCAACCGACAAGUACGUUAGUAUAUUAUACGUACCUAUCGCUAUUAUAAUUGUCGACGCGAUAUCAAAAAAUUUGGUUUGAUAGACGCGCAGUCACUGUGCAGGACAGAUCAAAACCUAUCCGCUUACCUUAUAAUGAUAGGUAAUAUCAUUGCGUUUUUGCUUCGCGAUAUUGUUAGUAUGACAAUAAAUGCGUGUGGGUGUGUGUGUUUGUGUGUGUGCGUGUGUUCGUAUAUAAAUAUUUAUGGACGUUACAUAUUAUAGGAACACUGACGCACGUUGUUAUUUACGUGUCAAGCCACUACACAUUGACUGUAUUUUUAUUUUUAUUAUUUUAUUUUAGAAUAUCAUUUUUUUUUCGAUUUUAUAGUCUAUUACGUAAAAUAGUUUAGUAAUAUUAUAAUAGGCGCGAGUGAUUUGUAUACCGCGAUAGAUUUCAACAAAAUAUAUAGUGCAAAACGUCGUCAAUCGAAUCAAUAUUAUAAUAAAUUAUGCCUAAGUAUAUGUAUAGAUUCUUAAGAUAUAUUAUAUAUAUAAUAGCUAUGUAACUGUUUGCUCAUUUAGUUGAAAAAAAAACGUAAUUAAUAUUAUGAUUUUUUUACAUAUAGUACUCGUAUAUAACAUAUUAUUAUUAUUACGAUUAAUAUGUUUUUAUAGAAUUUAAUAUUUGUUUGUACUUAUUUUUUAGUUAGACGAAUACCAUAGAUAAAUUAUAUAGUGAAUAAAAUGUCUUAAUAGCUAAUAUUAACAUAUUAUAUAGGUACAUUAUACUAUAUUAUUAUGUUGUGUAACCUUAAUUUAACCGUAUGAGUACUACAAUGGCAUUAGUCUAUCCGCGUCAAAAAUAUUUUCACUGUGCAAUAUCAUGUAAUAUUAUUAUUAUAUUUAUAUAUACGCAUGUCCUGUGAAACCGGAAAAAUAUUAUGAAGCAUUAAAUAUGUUUUUAUUCCGACUAUUUUGUAUAUACACCGAAAGUGGCAUUAAACUUUAUAUUUCUGACGCUGUAAACUAUAUAUUAUACGUUUGCAAAAUAAUAAAUAAUAUGUAUAAUUUAAUAUAUAGUUAUUAAAAAUCAUUUAUUUAAUAA
Aphis gossypii (cotton aphid) is the source of this 5750-nucleotide messenger RNA. RefSeq lists its product as uncharacterized. The record is from RefSeq and is a predicted model, not a curated record. Lineage: Eukaryota; Metazoa; Arthropoda; Insecta; Hemiptera; Aphididae. The transcript has 19 exons. The coding region runs from base 386 to 4342 and encodes 1318 amino acids.